AUGUCAAAGACUUACAUGGAUAGCGGAAAUUGUGAGCAGGAAGCAAAAUAUGCUAAACAAUGUAGACGUACACUGAUCCCACUGAUUGUGAUGAAGGAAUUUCGUCCUACAGGUUGGCUGGGUUUUCUAACGGCGGAUUUAAAAUAUAUUGAUUUUACAAGGCAUCCGUUUUAUCUGGCAAUGCCAAUGCUUUUAGAAGAAAUUGAAGCUUACAGACAGAAGAAGACAACAGCAGUAGCUGCUUCAGACCAACUGAAUAUCGUUUAA
This is a messenger RNA of Didymodactylos carnosus, 267 nucleotides long. Lineage: Eukaryota; Metazoa; Rotifera; Eurotatoria; Philodinida; Philodinidae. The record is from the annotation of a GenBank genome assembly.